Opisthocomus hoazin is the source of this 738-nucleotide messenger RNA. The record is from RefSeq and is a predicted model, not a curated record. NCBI's taxonomy places the organism in Eukaryota, Metazoa, Chordata, Aves, Opisthocomiformes, Opisthocomidae.
AUGGCUCUGACCCAGGACCCGGAGCAGAGGCUGUGGGAGGCCGAGCGCCGGGAGCGAGCCCUGCACGGCCGCCUGGCCCGCCUGGAAGAGCAGAACCGGCAGCUCCUGGGGCAGCUUGUGGAGAGCCAGUCCCAGGAAGACAGCACGGCACGGAAGGAGCGGGAGGUGAUGCUGCGGCUGAAGGAGGUGGUGGACAAGCAGAGGGAUGAGCUGCGUGCCCAAGCCCACGAGAUCGUCUGCAAGAGCCGAGACACGGAGGCGGUGAGCGUGCGGGAGCUGGCGGGCGUGGAAGGAGCACCGCUGCCCGCAGAGGAGCCGCAGCACCAGGACGCGGGCAGGAGCCCUGCUCACUGCUGCUUCUCCAAGGAAGAGCUGCAGCAGAUCCUGCAAGAGCGGAACGAGCUGAAGACCAACCUGUUCCUGGUGCAGGAGGAGCUGGCCUAUUACCAGCGGGAGCUGCUGAACGAAGAGAGAGAUCCCAGCCUCUUCCUGGAUCCCUGGGAACGCCGCAGGGGCUGGGCUCUUUGCUGCAACUCGCGUCUCCCUGUCACCAGUCGCCGAUGGCCUGACCGAACGCCGCUUGUCCCUGCGUGGAUGUGGCGAAAGGGUGGUGAGGUGGUGGCACUGGGACUGCUGGACGAGGCAGGCUGCGAUGAAGACGACGGCUCCUGGCUCCCAGCUCGAGGUGCAGACUGCGUGGAUGCUCAGCCUCCCGAAUCCAGAAUUAGGAGCUUGUAA